Molecule: messenger RNA, 5118 nt
Organism: Echinostoma caproni
Lineage: Eukaryota; Metazoa; Platyhelminthes; Trematoda; Plagiorchiida; Echinostomatidae
Source: the annotation of a GenBank genome assembly
AUGAUGAAGGUGGAAGAAAACGAGGUCGGAGGAGUAGCGUCACUGGAGAUUCCUUCGCCCGUGACUCCGGCUCGUAGACCACGAGGUCGCCCGCGUAAAAAUCCUGUUGCUACCGAGUCCACUCCAACACCAAAACGAAGUGUGAAACGGCCUAGAAAAUCAAAGACUCCAGCAGAUGAACCCGAAUCCAUUGUCUCUGAACCUCCGGCGACGCCCAGACCACGGGGCCGGGGUCGCACUUCAAGUAAGACUACACCGAAUGGUUCCGCUACAAAAACACCUCGGAUUUCCGCUUCGAAACCAGCAACAAAAGCUGGACUGGCAGGUGCAUCAGAAAGCGUCCCUUAUUCUUACGAAGAUUUGUUUAUUGGCGAAGAAGAGGAAGAGCAAGAUGAAAAUGUUGAUGCUGCUGAUGACGAUAGCGAAUAUGCUCCAUCUGACGAGGAGGUUGCUCAAAAGCUCUCAACCAGUGGUGUAAUACGCAGAGGAGCGGCAGCGAGGACUCGAGGGAGGAUUAAAGAAAGGGAUUUUGUGCCUGAAUCUGGUGGUUCGACGGACGAAGACGAAGCAGGAGAAUCAGAGAGUGAAUAUGAAGAAGACGAGGAGGACGAGGAUGAAUUGGCGGCCGAGCAACUUGACCUACAGGACGGUGCUAACGGUGCACCCAUGGCUCUGUUUGAGGAUGAAACCAAUCAGAUACGUAAAGAUGUGUACGACUUUGAUGCUCAGAGUAUGCUUUCUAGUCUUCGCAAUAAUACGAUUAAAAAACGAGUAACUGCAGCAAAUAAUCGUUCUGGUGGUGUCAUGGUCGGCCGCACGACUGCGAAAACUCCCCGAAAAGCGGCUGCCCGAUCAGGUACCAGCUGGGGGUCGAACAUUUACAGCGCUCUCGCUGCGUCCCUGAAAACCCGGGCUGAUUUGGAUGCAUAUUCAAAUUUCCUCAAAUCCAAUGCACUCAAUCAACAACUGGAUCAGUUUUUAACUGAAUUAUGCAAACCAAGUAACCAACACGCAAGCUUUUUCUAUGGUUCUUCUGCCACUUUACAAAGUCUUAUGAGCCGGAUCAAUGACUACGAUAAAGUGGUUGAGUUGUUACAUGCUUUUAUAGCUCGUCCGUUCGAUCAGUUACAGCAUCGUGUGGUUUAUUUCUGUCCAAUCGUACAUCAACCUUUGUUUGGUCUGAGUCAUAUGAAUCCCCUCCCAGCUUCACUUGCUUCAUUGAUAGAAAGUACUGACAAAGAAAUGAUCAUACGACCAGCCUACUUGUUGAAUCAGGAUAUCAAUAUAUUGGCUCUUUCGAACGAAGUCAUCAGCGAAUUCGGUUUAUCUAAUUCACAGUACCAUCUAGUGAGUGGUGUUGGCAACCUUGGACGUUAUAUGCCAGAUCUGAAAUAUAUAAUGGUCAACUCUGAUUUGUACCAGCGGCUUACUGAUCUAAUUUCCACGCCAAUUGAGCGAAUUUAUGAGAUUGCAAUGAGCAGAGCACAUCAAGAGGGCGAAGAAGCAAAUAUUGACAUCAGUCCACUAGAGCCAGCUAAUUUACAACGUUUGGUUAUGAUGACAGAUGGUGAAGGAACGCUUUUGGGUAUUACACUGUUGGAUACUUGGAACCGCGCAGAAGUCCCUCGUGAUAGACCAGAAGUACCCAUAGAUUUAACACCACUCGCCAAGGACACUUCAGGUGAUACGGAUCAAAGACGACCUACGCAUUUAACUCAAGAAGAACAAGUAAAGGAGCUCUUGGAUGAAAUAAUUGAUUGGGUUGUACUGAAGUCAGACACUACAGAUGCGAGUGGCUUUCCCAGGAAAACCGCGCGUUCCGAUCAGUCACCUCUCGACCAAAUUCACUUUCUUGACGCCUUUCUAGUAAAGCCAAAUGGUCGACCGGAUGCUUUACUUUUGGUCUCUCAUCAGUCCAUCGCACAUCCACCCUAUAAAAAACCACUUCCUGAUGGAGAGCAAUUCCGUGUUUAUGCAUUCAUUGAAGAAACCAGAUUCCUGCUCGAAAAGCAUGGGUUCACUCCUGAAGUUCCAAUUGCACUAGAAGGAGUGCAUUCUGCCGAUCCAGAUGAGCUCAUGGAGGAUCGUUCGUUACUUGUCGUACCUGAUUUGUUGUACGACACACUUCGGAAAGUCGUGCUACGGGAGGUACUCAGUUCGGUGGGUACUGCAGCUGCCACCGCUGUAAUGAAUCCUUUGAAGUCAGACGUUGCUGCUUCAGUCCCAUUGGUUCAUUGCGCCAAAUUUGUAAUAAUGGAUCGAAAUCGUCGCGUUCCUUUGGCGAUAGCGUUUGAUUCACCCAUCCGGCUGACUUUACAAGUUUUCAUGGAUAAAAUCGGUCUCAAUCCGUUUGGGACAGAAGCAUGCAAACAGUUUGAUCAAUUAUCAUCGGCUCAGCUGAAAUUGACGGAGUCCUCAUUCAAACCGACCACAGCCGAAUAUCGCUUGGUAUCGCUUAACGGUCUAUUGUUUGGCUUCCAAAUAGAUGAUCAAAAAGUAAUACAACGUGUAGUUGAAAUCGUUCCUGCUCGGUUUGAUGCAAUAUUCCCGAAUACACUGCGACCCCUGCUGUGCUCUCAGACAGCCGUGGCUACUUCAAAAUCAUGUCCAUCUAGCGUACGAAUUGUUAAUGAUGAAACAAACAGCUCGACCGUACUUCCGGCGUUUUACUAUCCAUACAAUGAAAGGGCAAAGAUGAGUAGUGUGAUAACUGGUUUUGUCAGUCAUGUGACCAAUCGUUUGUAUGAUCUCCCAGUGGAAAUUAGUCUGUAUGAUAUCGUCUUCCGUUUAGCUCAGAAACACAUGCCAGAACUGCUUGCUCGACAGCAUAUCGAGGCUGCAGAGGCGGCCGCCUACGCGGAGGCUGCAGCAAAUCCACAUGCACCACCACCGGCUCCCGUACCAUUGCCCGAACAUUGGGGAGUAUGUUCGCUGUGUGCGAAGGAACUACGCUCGGCGAAUGGACUUUUAGAUCAUGAAAUGCGUCACAUGGGUCUUUUACGAUUCCGAUGUGCCCUUCAUGGAUGCUCUUUCAUAGACAGACGAUCGUGGCAGUUGCAUAUUGAUGAGGUGCAUUCUACAAUUCGCUCAGCCGCUCUCGCUGCAACGCUGCCACGUAUCAAUGCCAUGGCCCCAGCUGAAGCCGGAAGUGAUAUUGAUGACGAGGAAGAAGGCGAAAACAUGGAACAGGAGACUGCACCAGGAACGGGUUUGCUUGCUGGGUUAGCCCAGGUGUUCAAUACUGGAAUGCUUCUUGGCCGAAUGGAAGCGCCGCAGUGUGAAAAAUGUGGCGAUUAUUUCCUCACUGCUGAUAUGCUCGCACAACACAUGGAUUUUUGCGAUGGAGUGAGUUUCUGUGUUCGCACUCCAAUGUCACGCUCAACUGCAGGAUCUAAAGAAAAAAAUGACUCGAUCAAUAAGCCAACCUCAGAUGGUUGUGAGUUCCUCACGCUAGACGAUUUCGAGGAGGGAAAGAGUGACACUUGUGUCUGUGGCAUGUGUGGAUCACGACUGCAGUCUCGCGAGAAAGUGCUGCGACACUUCACCUUGUAUCAUCUGCAGUGCAUUCUUUGUAACGAAGUUUUGCGUUCAAUGGACGAAUUGUCAUCGCAUUACCAGAAACACUUGGCCUCCAAGGAAGCUGAAGUUCCUAAAGAUGAUGCUAACACGCAAGGAGAUCAGAAUAGUACUACUGUUCAAGCUAGCCUGGUUAAACAGGAUCCAGAUCAAACGAAAGAAAGUACAAAGGCUUUAUAUGAUAAACUGAUGACCUGCGAUGUGUGCGGGAAUUUCUCUGGCACCAAAUACAACUACUAUUUCCAUCAGUGGGCUGAACAUGGGGUUGUGCAUCCACCUUUAGGAUCUUCUGACGGAGUACCUCAAGUUGUGAAACACAUGCGUCAAAGUCGACAAAAUCUUGAUCAAAGCAGGGAUGAUUAUUUCUCUUUACCCAACCUGCGUCGGAUUCAGUGCAAAUUCUGUCCUUGUAUCGUCCGGGUUACGGGAAAUGAUUAUUUACAACAUUUGGGUGAGAAGCAUCAGAUAUUCACAGAAAUCGAUGUGCUCUGCCGUAUUUGCGGAGAUAUUUUCCCAACAUGUGAAGAUCUUUCUACUCAUUUGGGCGAGAUGCAUGCCCCGUCUGGUGAAUAUGUAAAUGCCGGUGCACAAACAAUCUUCCGUUGCACUCACUGCGCAUUUUGGGGAUUCAAUAAAACCGUGUUGAAACACUCGCGCGAAGUCCAUAAAGAUCCGGCACCGUCCAUUUAUGAAUGUGUUCAUUGCUACGAACGGUUCUCUGACCGGCGUCUUUGGCGCACACAUAUGGAUAAGCACAACGAAGGAUACGCACAUCGCUGCACCGAAUGUGGCCGAGCGUUUCGGUUACGGCCUUCGCUCCUCCAUCACAUACGCACACAUCACGCGGAUGACCAAGGACCAGCAACCUGUGAAUAUUGCGGUUUGAGCUAUCCGAAGCGCGUUUCCUUACGGUAUCACAUGUACCGAAUGCACAAUCAGGAAUUGACUCACGAAUGUGCCAUCUGUCAGAGACGCUUCCGUUUGGAGACCGAAUUAAGGCGCCACGCAAAGGAGAUUCAUGGCGGUGCUGUGCGAUGCGAAAUUUGUCAUAAAGUGUGUAACAAUCUGAGGUGUUAUGCCCAACAUCGACAGAAGCAUUUUCGCACGCGCCUUUACCAAUGCACAGAUUGUCAAACCACGUUCAAGAGCAAACUGGCAAUGAAGCGACACAUUCGUGUAGAACAUUUACAACUGGGGCCGGAGAAAUUCGAGUGCCAAAUUUGCGGGAAGAUUGUCACGCAGAUCGGCAUGCAUAUGCUGAUUCACAAAGAGGCUCGGUUCGAAUGUGAAUACUGCGGGAAACGCUUCACCAAAGCAGCCUACUACAACGAACACUUGCGUAUUCAUUUGGGGGAACAACCUUUCGAAUGUCAUAUUUGCCUCAAGCGUUUUAACAAAAAGUCAAACUUGAAUGUGCACUUGAAGUUUCAUGAGAAACAUCGUGACGAUGAUGGAAAUGUAAGUUGCCCUUGUUCUUACUUACAAUUGCGGUUAUCAUUUGGAAAACUCGAUUUUGAAGUGUGGUAUCUUGCUAGUGUCUGA